Trichomycterus rosablanca is the source of this 2961-nucleotide messenger RNA. RefSeq lists its product as uncharacterized. NCBI's taxonomy places the organism in Eukaryota, Metazoa, Chordata, Actinopteri, Siluriformes, Trichomycteridae. Gene Ontology annotation, molecular function: protein binding. Bases 87 to 2252 code for a protein of 721 amino acids. The transcript has a single exon. The record is from RefSeq and is a predicted model, not a curated record.
UCUGACAGUCAGACCGUGUGAACUCUGACGCUCCUCGAAACCAAACCCGAAUGCUCGAAACUCGCUAAAUAUUCGCCCGUACAAGCAUGGCGACCGACUUUACUCAAGACUCGGUGCUGCGUUUUAUCCUUCAGAACGAAGGAAACGUGAGAAACUCUGAACUUCUGGCGUAUUUUACGGAGUUUUUGCGAGAGCACGAGGACCGCGCGCGUAACCGCGAGCUGUUUAAAAGGUACGUGAACGCCGUGGCGACGGUGAAGCAGGAGGACGGAGUUUCUUAUGUCGUUCUGAGGAAAAAAUACAAACCGCAUCUUGGGGACAUCUCCAGCAGCACGGCUGACUUAAAAAGUCGUGCUGAUAAGAGGCAGGACGGUGCUGGACAGAGCAAGGUAGGAGAAUUUGCUCCCAAAUCCACCCAGGAUGAGUUUUACAGUCUGAAAGCUCAAGUUCCCAACACUGAGCACAUUCUACAUUCUGUGGGGAUUGUAAAUAACAAUUACAUUAAUAUUGCAAAUUUGGACCAGCAUGUCAAAACCUUUGUGACUAAUCCAUGGGAGGAAAGGGUUUCCUCUAUUCCCAGAAAUGAGGGAUUUGACAAUACAUGCCAUCUGCACGGAGCUCCAUUAAACACAAAGCUUUUAAGUGGGAGAGGUCCAAGCUUUGAGCGGCCCUUGAAAGCUCCUGAUCCAAAACACACUACUGUUCAUAAUGCCAAAUGUAGACAAUUGCAAGAAACAGAUGACUGCACUCAGAAGUCCUUUUGUCCUUCAGAUUAUCCAAACUAUGUGGUCAGUGCGACGCCUCCGCCCAAGGACGUAGCACACGAGUGCACGGACGCUUUCCAGUCGUUUGACCAUGCUUCAUCAGAUGCUUGGCCUUUUCCUGUCUCCCUUGGACAGUCUCAGAACUCUGCCUCCACUCCAUGUUUAACUGACAUCCCCACUGCUCCCUCAAUCUCCUAUAAACGGGUAAGCUUGAGCCGGAGUAAUGACAGUCUUCUCAAACCAGAUUUAUAUAUCCAUGAACCGGAGGACUAUGAAAAAACAGCAGCAGCUCCAGUCAGCUCUGCUUUCCAGAAGGGUGGCACGCCCACGGAAACCUCUAACCCACCUCUGGCCUCUGGGUACCUAGAGCUCAGUCACCACAAACACCUGUCCUCCAGCCAGAACAGCCUCUCUCAGGCUUCCUCUAUAAACUCUGACGGUGCAGGGGCACUUUCCCAGGAAUACUGGUCCAGUGAGAAUGCACUGAAUCAUCAGGGUGGUGAGCAGAAUCAGCCUGGCACUGGACAUUUUCAUGAGGUCGGGUUCCCCUCACUGUUACAUAGCGCAGAACUUCAGGGUGCGACCUGGCAUCACUCUACAGGGCACCUUCUUGACAAGGAACCUGUGCCAGGUUCGGCACCAGACAACAGACAUCUCAAACCCGUCGGCCGCCGGCUGUCUCAUCAUUUACGGAGCCGGAUGUGUCGAAGUCUGGGUGCAGAUUUGGACCAAGCGUUCCGCGAGGAUGCAGACGCAGCGCGUCUAAAACGACUGCAACGGAUUAAAUCUUUCCUUAAUGUCGCUUCUGUCUCCUCCAGUCGAGCCCACAGCCCCAUGGGCAGUUUGUCCCCUGCCGGCUCUCUUCACAGUUUGGGUCAUGACACAUCUUAUGCCCACAGGCACAUCCAGGUUCCUCUGGAGCCCCAGGAGCACGAGUGGUUUGUCAAAGCGGCGACAGGAACCUGGUCAGACAUCUACUCUCUUUUCAGGGAGGAUCCAAGCCUGCUGGCAAAGAGAGACUUUGUGUCGGGCUACACCAUCCUGCACUGGAUUGCCAAGCACGGGGACCACCGGGUGCUAAACACGCUGUGGUACGGCGUGACCAAAGCAGGGACAACACUGGACGUGAACACUAGGAGCACCUGCGGGUACACGCCUUUGCACUUGGCUGCUAUUCAUGGCCAUAAGAAUCUGAUGCGCCUCCUGGUUCACAAGUACAAGGCCAAUGUGGCCCUCAGGGACAACAAUGGAAAGCGGCCUUGGCAGUAUUUAGCGAAGAACGAUGACCAAGACUUGCUGGAUUUACUCGGUGCCCCAAAGGGGAAGCUUGGGGGUAAUGUGGGAUUGGAGUGGCACAUAGAUAAACCACCUGUAGUACCCAUAAUCAAAUCAUCAGGAGCUACAGUGAAAAGACACUCGUCGCUUGCGGCAUUAUUCAAACAUAAAUCUAAUCUAAGAGUCUCGGCCACUCCCGAGUCCUUCAUUUAAAAUACGUAACAGUUUAUUUAAUGGGUAAAUCAUCUGAUAAUAAGCUAUUGUACAGACCCAGGAAAACAGUUAAAGUACUGAUUCUGAAGUGUGUAGUGUCUCAGGACUGAUUAAUAAUAAUUAAACUGUAAAGGCAGUUGCUUGGGGUUUUGUUUUGAAAAAUACAACAUACCACUUGUUCCUCAUUUAUUUCAUAUCGGGACAUUUAAACAAAAGGUUGAAUGUUUAACAGUUCACUUUUGGGAAAUUAAGCAGGCCGUAUGUUUAUUAUGCACAGUAUAUUAAAUGUUGGUUGCAUUUGAUAUCAUGUGUUGAACUUAUUUACAGCAGUACUGUUCAACUUGUCAUCUUUUCCUUCCCAGAGAAUGGGCCUAAAGGGAAUUGUGUGCAUGUUGUGUGCCAGGGCUUUUGUGCCAUUUCUUUAGUCACUUCAUGUCUCUGCACUUACUAUUUAAUUCUACGUUUUACGUCUGUAAUACUGCCACCUGAUAGGUCUGAUAUUUUAGCAGGGUAAUGUGUUUGCUCUGACCAAAGCUAGCCCUACAACUGUCCACCUGCUUGUUUCUACACUCACUGUCCAUUUUAUCAGCUCCACUUACCAUAUAGAAGCACUUUUCCAUCUGUUUCUCUGCAUAACUUUUUAGCCUGCUUUCACCCUGUUCUUCAAUGGUCAGGACCCCCACAGGACCACCACAGAGCAGGUAUUAUU